AUGAAGAAAUCAUGGACUUCUACAAUUUCAUGUCUCCUCGUCCUCAGGAGACCACCAUGAGACAGGAGGUGGUGGACAGGAUAGAGUCGGUCAUCAAGGAGUUGUGGCCAACCGCUGAUGUCCAGAUAUUUGGCAGCUUUAGCACUGGACUCUUUCUCCCAACCAGUGACAUUGACCUGGUGGUGUUUGGGAAAUGGGAGAAACCUCCCCUGCAGCAGUUGGAGCAGGCGCUCCGAAAACACAAUGUGGCAGAACCAUAUUCCAUCAAAGUUCUGGACAAAGCUACG
Sinocyclocheilus rhinocerous is the source of this 287-nucleotide messenger RNA. RefSeq names its product non-canonical poly(A) RNA polymerase PAPD7-like. The annotation marks the transcript as partial. The record is from RefSeq and is a predicted model, not a curated record. Gene Ontology annotation, molecular function: mRNA binding; poly(A) RNA polymerase activity. Lineage: Eukaryota; Metazoa; Chordata; Actinopteri; Cypriniformes; Cyprinidae. Gene Ontology annotation, cellular component: nucleolus; TRAMP complex. The transcript has 3 exons. Gene Ontology annotation, biological process: polyadenylation-dependent ncRNA catabolic process; RNA 3'-end processing.